Messenger RNA from Thlaspi arvense, 4298 nucleotides. The record is from the annotation of a GenBank genome assembly. Lineage: Eukaryota; Viridiplantae; Streptophyta; Magnoliopsida; Brassicales; Brassicaceae.
UGUGGUUGUUGAGUGUUGACCUUCGAAGCAGCGCAGGGUAGUUUAGUAAUUUUGGAUGUCCUCGCGUGGCCGGCCGUCCACGCGCCGUCUUGAUUGAUGAGAUCGCAGACGGCAUUGAUUGCUCCGAACGUUUCCGAAGAAGAAAUUACUUAUUCUGGUUCUCUUGUGAAUCUCUCUCCCUCUGAGCUCGCUUUACGAACAAGACGACAAGGAUAAGAUGAUUGCUCGUCUCUGGUGAAAUCCCCCUGAGUUUUCAAGAUUUCAGUGCUUUCGAACCUGACGAAGGCGAUUGGAGGAAUCCAAACCGUGAACCAGUGCGUCAAGGUUAAAAUUUCACUUAGUUCAGUGGAAGAUCGCGAUCCCAGUGACGAAAUCAUUUUGCUUGGAGCAUUGAUCUUUCAACCCCACCCAUUUUGAAGAAUGUUGAUAGUGUGAUCGAAUCACCUAUAUAGGCUCUGUUCUUCUUUGCUGGCAUUGGUUCCUGGUUUCUUUAGGAAAGCCAUGGCUUUGGGUUCUCCUAAAGUUUCUAUAUUUGCCGCUGGAUUUCCUCGGAAGGUGUCUACAAUUGCAAUUGCCAUCGGUGGAUUGGCUUCGUUCUUUGUUUUCGGAUUGUUGCUACGUCUCUCGUAUCCAAUCAGUUCCUCAGUUAGCGGCAUAUUUUAUGGGAUAGGGACUCUUCAACAAGUUGAAAUCCCUUUAUCUUUGAGCAACCAUACCGUAGAAGGCCUCCACACGGCGGCUAGCGACAUCUAUACUUCAGGUCAAAACCUGACUUCUCAGUCUAGCUCUGUCUCUUCUGAUGUUGUAAUCACAAAAACAACUCCGCCAGGUUUCGAUAGUGAUAGGAAGUUGGAGAAACCUUUGACAAAAGAAAAAGAGGAUACAACUGGGAAGUCUGAUGUUGGAUCAGAUGAAAGUGAAACAAAUGUUUCCAAGGCUGGUGACACUCUGAGUGCAUCAUCUUCUCCUCCACAUGAUGACUCUGAAACUACUUCAGCAGAAACAGAGUGUGACUUGUAUCACGGUAGCUGGUUUUAUGAUCCUGGGGGACCUGUGUACACGAACAACUCUUGCCCCGUCCUGACGCAGAUGCAGAACUGCCAGGGCAAUGGAAGACCUGACAAGGGAUAUGAAAACUGGAGAUGGAAACCGUCUCAGUGUGACCUUCCUCGAUUUGAUCCCAGGAAAUUUCUUGAGCUAAUGAAAGGCAAGACACUGGCCUUUAUAGGAGAUUCAGUAGCUCGUAACCAGAUGGAGUCCAUGUUGUGCCUUCUUUGGCAGGUUGAAAAACCGGUUAAUCGUGGGAGCCGAAAGAUGCAGAGAUGGUAUUUUGAGUCAUCAUCAGUGAUGAUUGCCCGCAUUUGGUCAUCUUGGCUCGUCCAUGAGUUCACCGAAAAAUUCGACUACGCUCCUGAAGGUGUCACCAAACUAAAGCUGGACCUUCCUGAUGAGCGCAUAAUAGAAGCUCUUCCGACAUUUGACGUGGUUGUCCUCUCAUCAGGGCACUGGUUUGCAAAGCAGUCUGUCUACAUAUUAAAGGACGAGAUCGUUGGAGGCCAGUUAUGGUGGCCAGACAAAUCAAAACCCAUGAAAGUCAACAACGUGGAAGCAUUCGGAAUAUCGGUUGAAACAAUCCUAAAGUCCAUGGCUACACACCCGAACUACACCGGUUUGACAAUUGUGAGAACAUGGUCACCUGAUCACUACGAGGGCGGUGCUUGGAACACAGGCGGUUCAUGCACCGGGAAAGAAGAACCCAUCCUUCCGGGGAAGCUAGUGAAGAACGGGUUCACGGAGAUAAUGCAUGAGAAGCAAGCGACAGGGUUUAACCGAGCAGUGGUUGGAGUCGCGGAGAACCAGAAGCUUAAGUUGAAGCUGAUGGAUAUUACAGAGGCCUUCGGGUAUCGCCAUGACGGUCAUCCUGGUCCGUACAGGAGCCCCGACCCAAACAAGAUCACAAAAAGGGGACCGGAUGGUCGGCCUCCGCCUCAGGACUGCUUGCACUGGUGCAUGCCCGGACCGGUCGAUACAUGGAACGAAAUGGUGUUGGAGCUCAUAAGGAGAGACGUGGAAGGCAGGAAAAGGAAAAACUCAUCAUCUUGACAUGGUCUGAAACGCAAGGCAGAGAAUAUUACACGAGUUAGUGUACUAGAUUCUUAAUCCAUAAUAAACCAAAUAUAAAUUCACUUGUAGAUUUUUGUCAACCACGGUGAGUUAGUAUUAGGAUUGUUUCGGAUGUAUUAGUCCCACUAUACUUUUUGGUUCGCUUGUGCCUUGCGAUUGAAAGCUAUUUUUGUUUUCUCUUCUAAAUAUUUCGGAGGUAUGAGUUGAGGUUUGUUCCUGCGAGGACAGAAACCGCAUAAAUUACGGGAUAAAACUGAAUUUAACUAGUCUCUGCUUCUAGUUGUGUGAUGCUAAAAGAGACUUGGGUUAAAAAAGGAAAAUUAUGUAUAGAUUUGGGGGUUUUUGUGCAAAAAAAACAAAGUAGCUGCGUAAUAAUCGCUCAGCGCACCCAACGACUCGUUUCUUGGAGUGAAAAUGGCGUCGUACACGCUCUCCUUUAUCCCUUUGACGGUCUCUAAUCCUCGGAUCUUUGUUUCGAGAGCGAAUGGAUCUCCCUCGUCUUCUUCUUCCCAGAUUCCUCUUACUUCUCUGUUCGGUAAGAAGCUUCUGGUGACACAACCGCCGCGCCGCUGCUUCGUCCCCAAGCACCGGUGCUUGACCUCGGCCAGCACGGUCUUUAGCGUCCCGACUGCGCAACCGGAGAAUGGUUCUUCGGAUAAGCUCCCAAAAUGGUCGGCGAGAGCGAUAAAAUCACUUGCAAUGGGGGAGUUGGAAGCUAGGAAGCUCAAGUAUCCAACCACCGGGACCGAAGCCAUUCUCAUGGGUAUUUUGGUCGAAGGCACUAGCACAGCUGCUAAGUACCUGAGGGGGAAUGGAGUCACACUUUUUAAGGUGCGUGACGAGACGAUAAACCUGCUGGGUAAAUCAGACAUGUACUUUUUCAGCCCAGAGCAUCCUCCUCUAACUGAACCGGCUCGAAAGGUCAUUGACUGGGCCAUUGAUGAGAAGAAGAAAGCUGGUGUGGAUGGGGAACUAACCACGGCCUACUUGCUUCUGGGGAUUUGGUCUCAGAAGGAUUCAGCAGGCCGCCAGAUUUUGGAGACGCUCGGGUUUAACGAAGAUAAAGCCAAAGAAGUUGCUAAAUCAAUGAAUGAAGAUGUAGAUUUGAGCUUCAAGAAACAAGGUCAAUAGUGAUGGAGUUUUAUUUCAGUCAGCAAAGCUCGAACAAGACAGUCUCAGGCCUUUUGAUUAUCAUUUUCUUCCAAUACUUGGUUGUAGUUAAGUUUUAAUUUUUUUUUGCAUCAUAUAGCUUUUCUGCAUUAUCACAAUUCACAACUCCAAGAAAGUAAUUCACUGCUUUGCUUCACGGAUAGGUACUAAAACUCAUAUCCACCGAGUGAUUAUUGACAUCUUACUCUCUUAUAUAUUAAUGUUAUAUCGUGAAGUAUUAUUCUUAUUGCUACUUUAUGACUCUUUUGGUUGCAUAAAUAAUUUAUGGACAAACUUUGACUUGGAUCCUUCUGCUUGGACUCAGGGGGUUUCCGUCAAAAAAAAAAAAGGAAGCAUAUAUAAAUCACAGAAAGAUCUUAAAGAACAUCAAAAUUAUAUCUAAGAUCUAAAGUACAUGACUAAAUCCUCUGCAACUUCUCUGCUCUGAUCAAAGGCAACUGUCUGGCCAAGUCAAGCCGCCCAGAUUGUUUGAAAUCGAAGAGACAAGAAUGCUCCUCCGGAUAUCGAUGGGAACCGCAAAACAUGUGUCCGCAUUUGCAGUUGAAACCCAACAUCCCAACCUUCCUCUGACACUUGCCGCAUCUCUGUUUGAUUACGACAGGUUCUUCCGCAGCGACGGGACUACUAGUAGGAGGGCAAACCGUUGAUGGCUUGGUCUCGGGUUCGAGUCUGAGAGCGGCCAGUUGUUUACGGACACUCUCUUUGUAGCAGAGGGAGCAUAGAUUGUUGUUCUUUCGGGUGCCGAAGAGUCCACAGCCUCCGGCGCAUGGUACUGCUUCUGUUUCGCUAACAUUCAUCAUCUUCGCAUUCAUCAUCUUCUUCGUCUUCUUGAGCUUUAAGUAGCCUUGGGAAUUCCUCGUUGAAUUUUGUGAGACGCAAUUCAAGAUAUGUGUGUGAUGAUUCCUCAACGAUUCUAUAUAUAUAGAGUAUGAUGAUUGAUUGUGCUAUGUGCACUAGUGUUUCCUUUUCAUUGUGAUAAGAAAUUAUUAAUGUUUCUAAUUUUG